UCAACUGAAGAAGAAAACGGAAGCGUUGUCUGUUUCCGGAUGUGAUGUAAAAUAUGGCGGACAACAUCAGAUUCCAGCGUUUUGUGGAUUAGCCGUUAUCACAAAAUCCUAGGAAAAGGGUAGAGACGCGUUAGAGAAGUAAGUUUCGCUAAAACAAAAUCAAAAGGGAAGGUUCAAUGAAAAGGAAAGAGAUAGGUGGCUAACAACAUUGCUUACGACUUUCAUCAGGAGAAAGGGUGACGCAAACUCGGCGUAACCAUGGGGAGGCGCUCCACCUCUUCCACCAAGAGUGGGAAGUUCAUGAACCCCACAGACCAGGCCAGGAAAGAGGCUCGUAAGAGGGAGCUUAAGAAGAAUAAGAAGCAGCGCAUGAUGGUGCGCACGGCGGUGCUGAAGAUGAAGGACCCGCGGCAGAUCAUCCGCGACAUGGAGAAGCUGGACGAGAUGGAGUUCAACCCGGUGCAGGUGCCACUGCUGAACGAGAAGGUUCUGCGCGACAAGAGGAAGAAGCUGCGGGAGACCUUUGAGCGAAUCGUGCGGCUCUACGAGCGAGAGAACCCGGAGAUGUACAAGGAGCUGCGCAAAAUAGAGCUGGACUAUGAGAGCAAGCGCGGGCAGCUGGCCCUCUACUUCAACUCCGUCAAGAAUGCUGAGCUGGUGGAAGUGGACAGUAUCCCACUCCCCGAAAUGCCUCACGCCCCCUCCAGCAUCCUCAUCCAGGACAUCCCCCUGCCCGGAGCCCAGCCCCCGUCCAUUCUGAAGAAGACCAGUGCAUUUGGGAAAGGUUCCUUUGUUCCACCCGCUGUGCCCACAGCAGCCGAUGUAGCGGGGGUUCCCCGGUUACCCCCAGGCAAAAAGCCCCCUGGCCCCCCCCCAGGGCCCCCGCCCCCCCAGGUCCUGCAGCUGUACGGCUCCCGCAGGGUCCAGCACUACAGCCCCGACACGGGCCUGGCGGACACCGCUGACCCCGCUGACACCGACGCCCCCAUGGAGACGCGAGAGAGCGGGAGCGAGAGCGAGGGAGAGGGGGAAGACGGAGAGGAGGACGAGAGCGACUCCGAGGAUGACAGCGAGGGAGAGAGGGAGGAGGGAGGAGAGGAAGAGAGGAGGAGGGACCGAGCAGAGGACAGAGGGAGAGAAAGAGAUGAAGAGAGGGAUAUGGCAGUGGACAAACCCACCGGUGUGGGGCGCAGUGUGCGGUUUGCCGACAUGGGGCCCCCUCCUGCCAGAGAGAGGAGGAAGAAGAGGGUGGUGAAGAAGACCAAAGCCAUCACUCCCCUGCAGGCCAUGAUGCUCAGGAUGGCAGGCCAGUCUGUGCCUGAUGACGAAGAGGAAGAUGAAGAAGAGGAAGAGGAGGAGGAAGAGUACACGGAUGCCUCGGAUGAGUCGGACACUGACGACAAGCCACCUGCCGACAGCCAGCCUCCCCCCCUAUUGGCUGGAGCGCGGCUGCUUCCUCAGGCUCCACCAAUGGGCACACAGCCGCCUGCCGCUCACAUGCAGGCUCCUCCAAUCACGGGCCCCCCUCCAUUAGGACCGCCUCCAGGUCCUCCAAUGAGGCCGCCCGGCCCACCCUCUGGCCCACCCCCUGGACCCCCUCCCGGAGCCCCACCGUUCCUGAGGCCCAUGGGAAUCCCAGCAGGCCUGCGGGGGCCCCUGCCCCGGCUACUCCCUCCCGGACCUCCCCCAGGACGCCCCCCUGGCCCUCCACCCGGCCCUCCCCCCGGCCUUCCUCCUGGUCCCCCGCCCAGGGGCCCCCCACCACGCCUGCCCCCUCCAGCACCACCAGGCAUGCCUCCCCCACCCCCACGUGCAGGCCCCCCGCGUCCCAUGGCCCCUCCCCUCUCCAUCUUCCCCCCGCCGCUGAACCCCAACGUGCUGAGCGCGCCCCCCAGCAUCGUCCCCCGCAAGCCGGCGGGCCCCUCCGAAGGCCUGCAGAACCCCCCCGGCGCCCCGCCCUCCCUCCCCCUGGCCCUGCGCCCGCCGCCCCCUCCGGGCACCGGGCCCGCCUCGGCCAACCCCCCCGCCCACCACCUGGCGCCCACCAUCGAGAAACGCGCCAACAUCACCUCCGUCGCCGGCGGCAACCCCGCCGCCGGCCCGGCCACGGGCGGGGCCACCAUCUCGGCCAAACCGCAGAUCAUCAACCCCAAAACCGAGGUCACGCGCUUCGUGCCCACCGCCCUGCGGGUGCGGCGUGAGCGCGGGGGAGGGGCCUCCGGGGCUGAUAGAGGGGGCCGGAGGGCCGGGGACGAGGGGCCGAAGCAGCAGCCCCCCGGGGCGUCCGUCUCCGUGGCUAACCCCGCGCACGUGGGCGUGACCGCCGCGCCGCAGCCCAGCAUGAAGACCAAGGACCAGAUGUACGAGGCCUUCAUGCGCGAGAUGGAGGGACUGUUGUGAGAGCCGCUCUGGAGAAACAGGAGCUAGGAGCCAAGAGUGGGAGGAACAGGAAGGAGGGGGGUUUGGGUUUUGGGUGGAGGGCAUUUUGUACAAGUUGAGUCUACUCACUUUCAGGAGUGUUUAGGGGAAGAAAGAUGUUCAGCUAAUGUGGUUUGCAAACCCCUGAAAUAACGGGGGGCUUUCACACACAAUAUGAAAAUGGUGAUGACAAGGUUGUGAGGAUAGACCCAGAAUGGGCUGUACUAUUUCCCCCUGCUGCAAAAAGCUUUUAUUACAGGCAUAGCUGUCAAGUCUGUUUAUUCCUGAAAAGUGCAAAUUUGUUUGUCCUUUUAUUUAAUUGCUGGAAUGAGAAAAAUGGGGAGGCGAGUUGAGUUUUUUUCUUUCUUUUUUUUAAGAGAAUAAAAUUGUAAAAAAGAAUCUGAGAACAAUGUUUGUUUGUGUAAAAACGUUUAGAUCCCACAAAUAAAUCAUUUCAAACCAGAUAAA
This is a messenger RNA of Conger conger (European conger), 2886 nucleotides long. RefSeq names its product WW domain-binding protein 11 (gene wbp11). Gene Ontology annotation, biological process: mRNA cis splicing, via spliceosome. Gene Ontology annotation, cellular component: spliceosomal complex. The transcript is spliced from 12 exons. The record is from RefSeq and is a predicted model, not a curated record. Bases 259 to 2400 code for a protein of 713 amino acids. NCBI's taxonomy places the organism in Eukaryota, Metazoa, Chordata, Actinopteri, Anguilliformes, Congridae.